Momordica charantia (bitter melon) is the source of this 642-nucleotide messenger RNA. RefSeq names its product seed maturation protein (gene SMP1). Lineage: Eukaryota; Viridiplantae; Streptophyta; Magnoliopsida; Cucurbitales; Cucurbitaceae. The record is from RefSeq and is a predicted model, not a curated record. Gene Ontology annotation, biological process: seed dormancy process.
UCUCUCAGCGGGCGCUGUGCUGCGUGUCACCGCAUCAACAUCAAAUCUCGCGCUAUAUACCAAUGGAAAUCCGAAUCCGUUCCGUAAAAUCGACAGAAUUUGACAGCAAUGGCGAAGAGCAAGGACGAUAUCAAGUACGGAGUUGCUCAAGCCAAAUUGUCCGAAGACGAAGCCCUAAGAGUUGCUUACAAGCACGGCACGCCGCUCGAAUCCGGCAAAAUCGCCGACUCCGAUCCUGUCGAUCUCUUUUCCAGUGCAAGCAGAAUCUCACGCGAUUCUUCUACUGCCGAUCGUUCUUCCUCCGCCGCCGCCGCUACUCAAUCUCAACCGCGGCGAGAGGAUCCUAGCAAUGAAGGAGGAAGAGAAUCCGAUGCUGCUGAUCCCGCCGCCGCCGGCCGAUGAAGUUGUUCUGGAUCGGUGGAAUGCACUUUUCGAUAGAUGCUGGCUUCUGUUUGCGGUUUUUCUUUUUCGUUCGUGAAGUUUGAGAGUUCGAGUUCGAGGUGGAGAAUGGAGGCUUUCUUUGUUGUAUGAUCUGAUCUCGUUUGUGAACUGCGUUAGAAUGUAAUUAGAAAUGGAUCGUUCUUUGAUUAGUAAUGAGUUAUUGGUGAAAUUUUGAAGUGGACCUGAGGAGUUUCAAAUCAA